This is a messenger RNA of Populus euphratica (Euphrates poplar), 1359 nucleotides long. Its product is annotated as transcription factor HBI1-like. The record is from RefSeq and is a predicted model, not a curated record. Bases 21 to 1073 code for a protein of 350 amino acids. NCBI's taxonomy places the organism in Eukaryota, Viridiplantae, Streptophyta, Magnoliopsida, Malpighiales, Salicaceae. The transcript is spliced from 8 exons. Gene Ontology annotation, molecular function: DNA-binding transcription factor activity; protein dimerization activity. Gene Ontology annotation, biological process: regulation of DNA-templated transcription. Gene Ontology annotation, cellular component: nucleus.
CUCAAAAACACACCUUUUGCAUGGACAUGACUGUGUUAGAAAGACAGCAAACAAGGUUCAAAUGGCUGCAGCAGCUGCAGCAGCAGCAGAACAAUUAUGUGAACCAAUACAAUUCCCUUGAAUCAUGUUCGAUGCCUACUGACCAGUUUCAUGGUUUCGUUGAUCAUGAGUCAAUGAAUGGAGAUAUAAUUGAUUGGAAGAAGAAGCCUGAAAUGUAUCUAGGGAACAAUGAUUUGCCAAAAUAUGGAGGUUUUUCAUUAAAUGGCACUGGGUUGGUUGCUAAUAAUAGGAUGGAUUUUGGACAAGCAGAGGUAGCGGGAUCUGUUGAGAUUGAUCGUUGUCUUUCAAGGACUUCUAGCUGCCAAAUUGGGGUGGAGGAGGCAGCGAAAACAGAGGAGAAGGUGGUAGCAAUAAAGGUGGCAGGUGAAGACUUGACCUUGAUGGAAAAUAAGCAAUCCAACAAUGGUAGUGGAGACAAUUCAAAUAAGAGAAAAGCAGAGUUUGUUGCAGCAGAAGAGUGUGACAAUAAGAUUAAAGUAGUAGAAGUCGACUCCAAGGUCAAAGAGAAAAGCAGUCCAGAGAUUUCUGCAGAUUCUUCAAAGGAAAAUCAGAAGACUUCAGCUUUACCAAAGACUGAUUAUAUUCAUGUCCGGGCACGUCGUGGCCAGGCUACUGACAGUCACAGCUUAGCUGAAAGAGCUAGGAGGGAAAAGAUUAGAAAGAAAAUGAAAAGUCUGCAAGAUCUAGUCCCUGGAUGCAACAAAAUAACAGGCAGGGCCGGAAUGCUAGAUGAAAUCAUCAAUUAUGUCCAAUCUCUUCAAAGACAAGUAGAGUUCUUAUCCAUGAAACUUGCUGCUCUAUACCCAAGGCCAGAAUUCAAUAUCGACAACUUUUCUGGGAAAGAGGCAACAAGCAGCGAGCCAAAAUCUUCGACAAAUCCUCCCCAACUUGUGCCAGUAAAAACUACAAGCUCUUCAGCAUUCAUCAAUGACCUAUGUCUUGAUCCAUUAGCUCAAGUUCAACCUUUCUGGGAUGCUGACUCACAAAACCUUCAAAAUCUGGGGUUCAAUUAAAGUUAAUCACCUUCUCUUUUCGUCUUCAACAUUCACAGGCGUCUCCCGAGGACUCUAUCAGUCCCAGACCAGCGAUGUAAUUUUGGAAACUAAUCAGCAUCUCAAGAAUUCAGAUUCAAUAGUUCAGCAAUUCUGAUAAUUCCAGGCACUAUAAAUAUUUCCCUCCACACGUAUAGAUGGAUGUUGCAAAAACCAUUGUUAAUUCUUCCCAACCAAACAAUCAAAUUUCUUACAUUGCAAGACUAAAGAUAUCCAAUAUGUCUGCAUCUAUGCGCUUGGUAAUUAA